Molecule: messenger RNA, 1002 nt
Organism: Aspergillus caelatus
Lineage: Eukaryota; Fungi; Ascomycota; Eurotiomycetes; Eurotiales; Aspergillaceae
Product: Ctf8-domain-containing protein
Exons: 3
Coding region: 1-1002 (333 amino acids)
Biological process (GO): mitotic sister chromatid cohesion; chromosome segregation
Cellular component (GO): Mis6-Sim4 complex; Ctf18 RFC-like complex; kinetochore
Source: RefSeq, a predicted model, not a curated record
AUGGCUCCAUCAGAACCAUCUAUUCUAAGCAAUUUCCUUCUAUCUCCGGCAUCUUUGCCCACAGUUAUCUCCUUGCAACAAUUUACAGAACUCUUUCCAAAGCGCUUGCGCGCUCAUCCGCAUAUCAGAGUUCUUUACCGGGAGCUCCAGCAACUCCGAGAGCAAGACAUGGAUCUGGUCAAUGGAAACAUUGACCAAGAAGUCCGUCAAGGGGAGAGCCAAAAAGCAGAACUUCGUAAAUCCAUCCUAAACACCGGUGUGGAUGGUAUGAGCUCCAAUGAUCAACGUGAAAUUGACAUGGAUGUCCAAUUGUUUGGCCAGACGUCCACCGCUGCGCCCAGCGAUUACCAUUCAGUUUCGAGUCUCCUCUCCGCAAUGGAGACAGCCUGUGCUAAUAUUGAGCACGAAAUUUCUGGCGUUGAUAAAGACGCAAGCACUCUUCUUUCCGAGCUUAAUCUCACAGUAGGUGAAUUGAGUGAUCUGCGCUACGGUAAAACACAAGGAAAAAGCCACAGCAUCAACAUCGGACGCACAAUGCCAACAAUCCCGCUCCACCCACACGUCUCCUCUCCCACCUCUCUCCCCAAUCCCCUCCCCCAGGUCCUGCAGACGCCAACUGGGCUCGCAAUCCUCGAACUCCAAGGCACAAUCAAUGUCCCAUCGCAAGAAGCUGAAGACGAAUCUACGACCUCAACCAACGAGACUCAUGAUCCCUCAAUCCCCACAUUCGAGACCCCAGUUGGCAAGCUCAUGUUUCCCGAUUAUUCGCCGCAAAGGACUGCGCCUGAAGACACGAAAUGGAUGAAGCGGGUUUACCUAUAUGUUGGUCGAUACCAGCGCAUGACGGGUGAGGUGAAGAAACUGGCGCAGCCGCUCGCUUUGGUGCAACGGCGGCAAAAAGAGACAACCUCUGACUCCGAUGGCGAAGAACUGGAAAUCGUCGAGAUCAUCAAGUAUAAGCUGUUCUUUAAGAAUCGGCCUGAGCCUGUCAAUGAUAGUUGA